Dentiscutata heterogama is the source of this 1491-nucleotide messenger RNA. The record is from the annotation of a GenBank genome assembly. NCBI's taxonomy places the organism in Eukaryota, Fungi, Glomeromycota, Glomeromycetes, Diversisporales, Gigasporaceae.
AUGUCGAUAAAUUUAUUAUCAACAGAAAUUCUAAAAGAGAUUUUCGAAAACAUAAUCUCUGAUUCACGAUCAUGUAAUUCAGUUAGUAAUUUACGACCAUGUAUUUCUGUUAGUAGAUAUUGGUGUAAAACGGCUGUUCCAAUUCUUUGGCGAGUACCAAUUCUUCCUGGUGAAUAUUCUCCCGAAAAAACAAUUAAACUUCUUUCAAGAUCUUAUUUACUUUGUCUUCCUAAGGAUAAGAAAGAAUAUAUAAAAAGUGAAGGAAUUUAUUUUCCACCUGCACCACGUAAAAAACCACCUCUCUUUGAUUAUCCUGCAUUUUUAAGAAUUCUAGAUUUUGAUCGUAUUUCUGAGAUGGCAAAAUACUGGAUUAUUCAUCGAAGAACAUUAUCAAAGCCAAAGAUAUAUUACAUGGAUUUAUUGAAAAUGACAUUUUGUGAAUUAUUUAUGGAACGAGCGGAGAUGAUUCAUUUCAUUAAUCAUUCUGGAAACGGGAAAGUUCCAAUAUUUGAUAAUAAAGCUCCAAAUUUUCAAAAAUUGAGAAAGAUUCAAUUCAUCGAAAGAGAUAAUGAUACUACUUUCAUAGAAAAUAUUUCUAAUGUGGCAAAUAAUCUUCAACAUAUUAUCGCUCAAAAUAGAAAUUCAAAAAUUUCACUUUGCACUUGUAAAGCAUUGGCAAACCUUAUUGAAAAUCAAGGAUCUCUACAACAUCUUGGUGUCAUUGGAUAUUAUCAAAAUGUUUCAACGAUUAUUCAUUCAGUAAAAAGUCAAAAAAAUUCUUUGGUGAAACUCGAAUUAAGCAAUAUUGACUUUCAAUAUUUUGAUAGUAAUGCUUUUGACGCUUUAGCUUGGUGUAUUCAUUUAAAAUCAUUCGAGAUCAUCAAUUGUAAAAGAACGAAUGAUACAUGUUUAAGACCUUGGCCAAACAUGUUUCCAAAAUUACAAAAAUUCAAGUUUAAUAAUAAUAUAUUUUAUGAUAUUGCGUUUCCAACAAAUUUUAUCAUUAAAAUAAUUGAAUCAGCAGGUGAUAAUCUUCGACAUAUUAAAAUUAAUUCUACAAGUCCACCACAAGAAAAUCGAUCCAGGAUUGCAAAUGCUAUAGCAGGGAAUUGUAAAAAUCUUCAACAUUUAUCAUUUAUAACAUUAUCGAAUUCAGAAAUUUUUUCAAUUUUAGAUUCAUGUCAAAAUUUGAAAGAAUUAAAAUUCUUUACGGAAAAUAAUUUUGAUGAUUCAAUAUUUGUAGAAAUGGCGAAACAUUUACCACCUACACUUCAAUAUUGGGAUCUUGCAAUUGAAGCAAAUAAUUAUUAUCCUUCUUGUAAAGCUGUUAAAUUAUUUAUUGAAAGUAUCGAGAAAAAUUCUCUCAAGGUUUUUCAUUUCACGAGCCUUUAUUUCGGUGAUCCUUAUUUGGAAUGUGCUAUCAAAAGGUUACUUGAACAAAAAGGAAUUAUGACUUCAUUCACAGACGCGAAUAUUGAACCUUUUUAUUAA